GUCAGCAGUCUCUUAGUCAUCCCCUGCACUGUCCGCAGUCUCUGGUCAUCCCCUGCACCAUGUCCGCAGUCUCUGGUCAUCCCCUGUACCAUGUCCGCAGUCUCUGGUCAUCUCCUGUACUGUGUUCGCAGUCUCUGGUCAUCUCCUGCACCAUGUCUGCAGUCUCUGGUCACCUCCUGUACUAUGUCCGCAGUCUCUGGUCAUCUCCUGCACUGUGUCCGCAGUCUCUGGUCAUCUCCUAUACUGUGUCUGCAGUCUCUGGUCAUCCCCUGCACUGUACGCAGUCUCUGAAGAGUACAUGGUCAGCCUAGAGACACGGCGUUGCUUAGGGGUAGACGAUUUUUUUUUUUUUCUUUUACACUG
Messenger RNA from Staurois parvus, 363 nucleotides. The record is from the annotation of a GenBank genome assembly. Lineage: Eukaryota; Metazoa; Chordata; Amphibia; Anura; Ranidae.